GCGAAGCGCGCAUGCGCAUUCGGAGGCGGCGGGCCUGCUACAGUGAGGCGCUGAGGCGUUUGUUUUCCCUUCAGGAAGAAGGAGGGACGCCAUGAGCCAGGCCAACGAGGAGUUCCACCGGCAGCUGCGGCUCCAGGAGCUGUACGCCAAGAAGAAGAAGAAGAAGGAGGAGCAGGAGGAAGACGAGGACGACGACGAAGAGGACGACGAGGAGAGCGAAGACCCCUUCACCUACACGGACCCCGCCGACGGCACCGAGUACGAGUGGGACCGACAGAAGAGGGCCUGGUUCCCCAAGGUCACCGAAGACUUCCUGGCGAACUACCAUGCCAACUAUGGCUUCCCCAGUGAAACGUCAGAGGAGUCGUCUGCCUCGGGUGCAAAGGCUGGCUCCAAACCAACUCACGGUCCAAAGGCAGCGGUGGGUGUCCGGCGGCCGACGGAGCCUAAAGCCUCACAGCUGACGGAUCAGAAACAAAAAGGAGAGAAGAGAAAACCCGAUGCAGGCUGGUUUCACGUGGAAGAACAGAAGAACACUAAUGUAUAUGUAACAGGUUUGCCGCCAGACAUUACAAAAGAUGAGUUUGUAGAGGUCAUGUCCAAAUGCGGCAUCAUUAUGCGCGAUCCACAAACAGAGGAGCCCAAGAUCAAACUGUACAAAGACAGAGAAGGGAACCUUAAAGGAGAUGGACUCUGUUGCUAUUUAAAGAGAGAAUCUGUUGAACUUGCCUUAAAGCUGUUGGAUGAGAAUGAAAUCAGAGGCUACAAACUUCAUGUGGAAGUUGCCCAGUUCCAGCUCAAAGGGGAGUACGAUGCCAGCAAGAAGAAAAAGAAGUGCAAAGACUACAAGAAGAAGAUGUCUCUGCAGCAAAAGCUCCUGGACUGGAGGCCCGAGAAGAAAGAGGGGAGCGUCCGGAUGCGGCACGAGCGGGUUAUCAUAAUCCGGAACAUGUUCCACCCUAAGGAUUUCGAGGAGGAUCCCUUAGUCCUAAAUGAGAUCCGAGAAGACCUUCGGUCAGAAUGCGAGAAAUUUGGACAAGUGAAGAAAGUCAUAAUAUUCGAUAGACAUCCAGAUGGAGUGGCUUCGGUGUCCUUCAAAGAGGCCGAGGAAGGUGAUGUCUGUAAACAGGCACUUGACGGGCGGUGGUUCGGUGGGCGCCAGCUCAGUGCGGAAACGUGGGAUGGUGUCACCGAUUACCAGGUUGAGGAAACCGCAAGAGAACGAGAAGAGCGGCUGAAAGGUUGGGAAACGUUUAUCGGCAAUCCUGCUACAGAAAUGCCCAAAACUGCAUCUGAGGCGGAUUCUUCAGCAACCGGGAAGCAACUUCCGGAAGGAGUCCAUCCGUCGAAAGAUAAUGGCGCCUCCGAAGGUGAGGCGAAAGUUGAACCGGUGGAGAAAGAAGACGCCAAUGAAGACGUCACAGCAUCCACAGACAGCAGUGCCGCUGGCAGUGAGGAGGAGGAGGAGGAGGCAGAGACUUAAUGUUGCAAACUCCUUUGCAAAAGCAUGUCUUUAGGGUAACCUUUAGGAAUUCUGUUAUCCUGUGCUUUGGAGCAGCUACAGGCAGCAUCAACACGGAUAUAUAUAUAUAUAUAUAUAUAUAUGCCCAUUUUUGUCCUCAGCGUGGUUUUGGGAUAUUACUCACAAACCCGUAUUUAAUAUUCAUAUAUAUAUAUAUAUAUAUAUAUAUAUAUAUAUAUAUAUAUAUAUAUAUAGGCUGCUAUUUCAAGCUCUGUGUGUAUGUGUCCUAAGUUGCCAAGAGCCCUGCUGAACCGGCCAGCCAUCGUAAGUCGUCACUGUUCAGAAUCCAUCAGUGCAAGUGAAGUACAAACCUGCAGCUCCAUCGACUGCUCACUUUAGAGAGAGAGAGAGACAAAUGCUGUUUUUUUUGGGGAGGUUUUUUUGCUCAUUUGUUUUAAUCCUCCUGUCCUAUCCUGCUUGUAUGGCAUACAUCCGUUAUUCUGACUGUACAAGGAUUGGGGGGGUAUUCCUGAUAAUAAAUCUUUUAUACUAAGAGGAUGCCGAAGAUACAGUGCUGAGUAUCAUACAUAUCCAGGGGAGAAUUCUGCCUCUGGCUCUCCUCUAAGUCUCCCCUCACAACUGUGUUUUCCUGCCCCAAAUCUCCCAUAGAAAGUAUUGGAGUAGGAGCUGGCUAUGUUCCUGCAUCCAGACAGAAAACAAAGUAUCUGCCUGUAUCCAUGUCAUCAAUCCAUGCCUGGCUAUGUUCCUGUAUCCAGAUGCAAAUCAAAGUGUCUAUCCAUAUCCAGUGAUGUGAUCCGCAGAUGAUGUCAUCCAUCUGUGCCUGGCUAUGUUCCUGUAUCCAGGCGCAAACCAAUGUGUCUCCUGGAUCCAAUUAUAUGAUUUAAAGGAGUCCGCAGAUGAUGUCAUCCAUGUGCGCCUGGCUGUGUUCCUGUAUCCAGGCGCAAACCAAUGUAUCUGCCCUUAUCCAAUUAUAUGAUUUAGAGGAGUCUGCAGAUAAUGUCAUCCAUCUGUGUCUGGCUAUGUUCCUGUAUCCAGACGCAAACCAAUGUGUCUGCCCAUAUCCAAUUCUGUGAUUUAGAGGAGUCCGCAGAUGAUGUCAUCCAUCUGUGCCUGGCUGCGUUCCUGUAUCCAGGCGCAAACCAAUGUGUCUGCCCGUAUCCAAUUAUAUGAUUUAGAGGAGUCCACAGAUGAUGUCAUCCAUCUGUGCCUGGCUAUAUUCCUGUAUCUAGGCGCAAACCAAUGUGUCUGCCCCUAUCCAGUUAUGUGAUUUAGAGGAGUCUGCAGAUGAUGUCAUCCAUCUGUGCCUGGCUAUGUUCCUGUAUCCAGGCGCAAACUAAUGUGUCUGCCCGUAUCCAACUAUGUGAUUUAGAGGAGUCCGCAGAUGAUGUCAUCCAACUGUGCCUGGCUAUGUUCCUGUCUCCAGGCGCAAACCAAUGUGUCUGCCCAUAUCCAAUUAUGUGACUUAGAGGAGUCCGCAGAUGAUGUCAUCAGUUCCCACCUGGCUAUGAGGACAUAGGCAAACACUUGGAUCUCCAGCAACCUUGGGAUAGAGGAGGCCAUUGGUGCUCCACAGUAAUGAAUCCUGGCUGGAUUUUGGAUCUUGCAGAGAAAAUGGAAGGUAAUCCCACAAUAAAGGACAUAUGAACCCACAAAAUGAAUUAAUGCCAGUGUUAGACACCAAGACAUAGUCAGUCUGAAUGUGCUUGUCCAAUGAAUGGGGAAAUACAGCGAUGCCACACUGCAAUUAAACAAAAUCAGUGAGGUGUUCUGAAGGCACCAACUGAAUCGCAAAAGUCCCAUGUCUUUCCCCUCCCUACUCCCAUUUAUGAUGAUGAUGAGAGGCUUGGUAGGGAAUGGAAAAAAUGUAAAUAAGAUUAACCAAUCUUUGUUUUCAAAUUGGUUUCUAUACAUUUAUUUGGGGAAAACAUGCAGAGAGCUUGUGUGGUGGAAGUGUGAAUCCCUUCUCUAUUUUUUGCCCUGCUGAUAUUUCUUGUGUUCACAUGUAAUUAGGUUUCAAGCGUUCGUUAGGAAUGAACUCCGUGUGGGAUAUGUUCUUUUAUACUUGGAUUGACUACAAGAGAGACUAUGAAUAAAAUUGUUUUGAAAUCCAA
Molecule: messenger RNA, 3594 nt
Organism: Anolis sagrei ordinatus
Lineage: Eukaryota; Metazoa; Chordata; Lepidosauria; Squamata; Anolidae
Gene: HTATSF1
Product: HIV-1 Tat specific factor 1
Biological process (GO): mRNA splicing, via spliceosome
Cellular component (GO): U2 snRNP; U2-type spliceosomal complex
Molecular function (GO): RNA binding
Source: RefSeq, a predicted model, not a curated record